CCCGGUCGGAACAGCUGGGCCUCUCUGGGUCGGCGGAGCACAGCAGCAGGUUUCCCGAGGCGGCGCUUUGAAAAGGCGGCAAGGAGAGCCCGGGGCCGAGCCGACGUCAGCGCCGGAGCGGAGCAGGACUAGAGGGAGGAACCAGCAGCCUGGGAGGCGCGGGAUACCCGCUGGAAGGCCGCGGAGCCCCCCCUCCCCCAUAGCGCGGGCCGGGGCCCAACACGACUACGUGGGGCCCUCUUGGGGAGGAGGAGGCCCUUUCUCCCCUUCCUCUGCCGCUCACUUUCCGUCUCGUGAGAGCGGGCCAGCCUCGGAGGUGGCGGCGGGAGGUUUGUCACAGGAGGUGAAGCGACAGGAGACGAAGAGCCCGGGGGGCCUCAGCGGGGACAGGUUCUGACGUGCAGGUGGGCGUCCUAGGCGGCCCUGAAAGAAAAGCCUCCCUUUCUGGCGGCGAGUUCCUGUGCUCCACCAGCAACAUUUCCGCUACUGGAUCAGGCUCGCGAUAGAGGCAGACGCAGACUCCCAAACGGCUUUUGACCAUUCUUCUGCAGAGUCUCAAAGGUGUCCUUAGCAAAAUACAGUUACUGGUGAAAAAUGUGUGGCCGCACUGCAGUUUCUCUGGGAGCUGAUCGUAUCCGCCGUGCCUGCGUAUAUCGUGAUAAUGAAGGGAGAAGAAGACAUCCUGAAUGGAAAAAUGCUGACAGAUAUAGCCCAUCUUACAAUAAGAGUCCACAGUCUAACAGCCCUGUGCUUCUAUCUCGAAAGCACUUUGAGAAGGAUGUCAGUUCUUCUGAGCGCAUCCUUGUGGCUAUGCGUUGGGGGCUGAUUCCAUCCUGGUUCAAGGAAGAUGACCCUUCUAAAAUGCAGUAUAACACUUCCAAUUGUCGGAGUGAUUCCAUGAUGGAGAAACUUUCCUACAAGGGACCUCUUCUAAAAGGCCAGCGCUGUGUGGUGCUGGCUGAUGGCUACUACGAAUGGCAGCAGCAGAAUGGACAGAAACAACCCUAUUUCAUUUACUUCCCUCAGCCUCCAGAAGAAAUGUUCAGCAAACCAGAUGUGAAGGAUGAUGAUACAGAGUCAGAGAGCAGGAGGUUACUCACCAUGGCUGGUAUUUUUGAUUGCUGGAAACCCCUUUAUGGAGGAGAAGCAUUAUACAGCUACACCAUCAUCACAGUAGAUGCAGCUAAAGGUGUAAGCUCCAUCCAUCACAGGAUGCCAGCUAUCCUUGAUGGGGAUGAAGCUAUUAGAAAAUGGCUGGACUUUGCAGAAGUACCCACACAAGAAGCACUUAAACUCAUCCACCCCACAGAAAACCUUGCCUUCCACCCAGUAUCAACCAUUGUGAACAACUCUCGAAACAAUACGCCUGAAUGUAUUAAUCCCAUCGAACUGGAUCUUAAGAAGGAUGUUAAAGUUAGUGCAAGCAGCAAAAUGAUGUUGAACUGGUUAAAAAACAAAUCUCCCAAGAAAGAAGAUGAUGGUGAUAAUGAUGGCUUACCAAGAUGGUCCAGUCAGUUCAUCCAAGCAGGACCACCUAAGAGAACAAGUAAAAGCUUAAUGGACCAAUGGCUCAAGAAGGAAGAUGGGGAGCCUUCUGCAAAGCAAUCCAGAAAGCAGUGACUUGUUCACCCUUUCCCUGCAUUGUUAAACAGAUUGACAGGUUCAGUGGUUUAGACACAUUCUUACUGCACUUUGUAUAUAAAUUUGGAAAUUUCUAUUGAUAAAUAUUGAUAGAAAUUUGAGGUGUGAUUUUUCAAAUGUUCUGCAUAUUCAUGGGGCCUUGACAUUUAACAAGUGGGCCUUGACAUUUAACAUUUUGUUUCUUGUAUCUGGUACAAACCGGUGGUGAGUGGAUUUUAUUUGCUGCAUCCCCUUUGGCUGGUUUAUCAGUGUCGAGGUAGCAACUGUGGUCCAAAUAUAGAAGUACUAAAACACUUAAAUUCAGUCUGUUUUAAGAGAGAUGCAACUACAAAACAUAUUUCUGGCACUCUUUUUCACCCAGUUCAUUUUUGGAUUUGUUUCUUUUUGUACAGAAAAUGGAUGGUGAUUGAGAUCUUCAGCUGCAAUAAGGAAAUGGCUAUGUUAAUGUGUUCUUAAACCAGUACAAAUACAGUAGCUUAUAGUUUUGUUUUCA
Pogona vitticeps (central bearded dragon) is the source of this 2134-nucleotide messenger RNA. It is a transcript of the gene HMCES, whose product is annotated as 5-hydroxymethylcytosine binding, ES cell specific. Gene Ontology annotation, biological process: protein-DNA covalent cross-linking repair. The record is from RefSeq and is a predicted model, not a curated record. Gene Ontology annotation, molecular function: single-stranded DNA binding. Lineage: Eukaryota; Metazoa; Chordata; Lepidosauria; Squamata; Agamidae.